AUGACCUCCGUCAUUCAGCGCCUGCGCCGCGUAGAGGUGGAAGGUCUCGAAAACCUGCGCAGCCUUGGCGGCUACCACACGAACAACAGCACCAAGACGACGAGGUGGGGCGUCGUGUACCGUAGUGAGCAGCUCUGCCGCGUUCCAGCGGACGUGGCGCAAAGGGUGCUGGUCGAUCAGCUGCACAUCCACCACGUGUACGACCUGCGUGAUAACACCGAAGUAUCGGCGAAGCGGUAUAGCCUGCUUCACAUGCAACGCACCUCUCUGCCGAUCGACAUGAGCAACGCCAAUCAGUUUUUGAAAGAAGGCGAGGACCUCAAGCAGGUGGCGACGGCGCACCGUUUCAUGCAGGAGAUUUACCGAGAUUUUGUGCGCUCGCACGAGCCAACAGUGGGACUCAUAAUCAAGGGCAUAAUCGACAACAAAGCAUCCUGCGACAACGCCUUUCUCAUCCAUUGCACUGCGGGUAAGGACCGCACGGGGUGGUGCUGCUACGUGCUGUUGACACUACUGGACGUGACGGAGGAGGAGAAGCGGGCCGACUACCUCCUCAUGAACACCUUCGCUGGUAUUCCACCGGACGCGUGGGACUACGAUGGCGCAGAAGGAAUGAGUGAGGAGGCGAUGACAGCCCUCUGGACUGUCUUUCACGAGUACCUCGACGCUGCACUUGAUGAGUUGAACAAGAUGGGCGGCAUCUACAAGUACGCGAAGUCACACAUGGGUCUCACCGAUGAGGACAUCGACAAGCUGCGAGAGCUGAUGCUAGAGUAG
Messenger RNA from Leishmania mexicana MHOM/GT/2001/U1103, 777 nucleotides. RefSeq lists its product as hypothetical. The coding region runs from base 1 to 777 and encodes 258 amino acids. NCBI's taxonomy places the organism in Eukaryota, Euglenozoa, Kinetoplastea, Trypanosomatida, Trypanosomatidae. Gene Ontology annotation, biological process: dephosphorylation. The transcript has a single exon. Gene Ontology annotation, molecular function: phosphoprotein phosphatase activity. The record is from RefSeq and is a predicted model, not a curated record.